CCCGCCGUCUCUUCGUGUGCCGUGUGCGUGUUGUUAUUCAUUCGAGAGCGCAGUAAGCCUAGCCCCCCGAAAACGCUGUAUUUUGCACCGCCGUAGAAGCAUAGGAUAGCCCGGUUUUCAUCAACCUGCCGAGUCAAGUCAGAACAAACGAACGAACGGACGGAUGGAUGGUGUUUGCUGGCAGCAGCAGAUCCAUCGGUGCCAGCGAGUGAAGUUCGAGCGCGAGUGCGUGUUCGAGUGAAGAAGAGGUGGCCGACUUGCCAUUAGCGGCUUGAUUGAUUGAUUGAUUUGAACACAUACGCCGUCGCCGCCGUUGCCGUCGCCGUCAUCGCCGCUGUCUGGGGUUGCGCCUUCGAGGGAGAAGGUUUCCAAGCACUUCAGUCACGCAGGUUGCGUUUGUUGGUGCGUUUCGUGUUGCAUUUUUUUUCGGGCUCUCUUCGGUCAAACGAGUGCCGACAACAAGUAGAGUGUUUUUUUGAAACCAAAAUGAUGGAACAAGUUUGUAUCCGGCCAAGGAUUAUGAGUAGUGUGUCGGUUUGUUGAACAGUGCGGCGGGAAGCAAACAAAAAAACAAACGUUGGAUAGUUCCGUUUCCGCUUGAACCAGUGUACUUACGAGUGAACCGAAACCUGGCGUACGAAACGCUGAAACUGUGAUUUAGUAGCAAGCUUGAAGUUGAUAGGAAAAUGUUGUGCAGGAGUCCACCGCCAGCGAGCCCGGCCGUAUCGGAGAUCUCCGUCGGAUCGCCCAGUCCUCCUCCCGUCGUGGAUCAUCACCUGCAGCACCACCACCGGUUGCAGACCCAUCACAGUCGAACCGAUGACUACUUUAGCCCGCUGAAGCGGCUGCGAGGAGUCGAACACCACGGCAGCAUAAGCCCACCGAAGGAUGAACCCGUCACACCGCCACGGGAACGGCCAAGUCCACCGACGUCGGCUGCCUCGUCCGGCGCCACGGUGAAAUCCUUCUCGAUAGCGGACAUCCUCGGCCGGGACACAGAAACACACAGCAAUCGUGAUAGUGCACUAGCCCUGCAUCACCACCACAGUACGCUUCAGGCGGCCGCCACCAAAAUCGUACGACCGUGGGAUCACCUGCGGGGGCCGAUUCCGGUGCGGCCGUUCCUACCACCUGCCCUGCUACACUACGAACACCGGCUAGCGUUGGACUAUCACCAACAGUUGCAGGAACACUUCCGGGCACAGGCCCAGCUAUUGCGGCACAUGAGCAUGGACAUCAUUCCCUCCGAAAGCGGCUCGGAACGGUCCAGUUCGGCGGCCAGCGGCGAUUGCUGUUCGCCCGAGAUCGGCCGAACGUCCGAUCACCAUCAGUCCUCGCAGUCGUCGUCCUCCGGUUCGAACAACAACAACAACAAUGGCAGUGGUGGUGGUGGUGGUGGAGGAAGUGGUAAGAUUUCCGGUGGUCAGAAAACCGGACCGAACGGGACUCCACUGGAUGCACUGUUCCAGAUGACCAACAAGAACUUUGAUGAGGCGAAUGAGGAUGGAGAGCAAUCGCAUUUGAACCUAUUCGCCAAUCGGCCACAACCAAAGAAGAAAAGGAAAUCGCGGACAGCAUUCACCAACCAUCAGAUCUUCGAGCUGGAAAAGAGGUUCCUGUACCAAAAAUACCUUUCCCCUUCGGAUCGGGACGAAAUUGCAGCCGCCCUCGGACUGUCCAAUGCACAGGUGAUCACCUGGUUCCAGAACCGCCGGGCCAAGCUGAAGCGCGACAUGGAGGAACUGAAGAAGGACGUCGAAACGGUCAAGAUCAUGUCCGCCCAGAAGACGUUCCUCGAGAGCGUCAACGACAUGAACAUCCUGAAGAAGAAGAUCGCCCACGACGACAACGGUGGCAGUCCGCAUAAAUAAUAUUGGGCACCGGGUGCCUCCGUUGUCAGCACCUUCGCCGACAGCAACCUGAGCGCCGUAAUCGGGCCGUGUCCGAAGACGCCGGCCGAGCAACAGGCGGCCACCAAAACCUUGAUCAAUCUCACCACCUACGGCAGACUGCUACAGACGAUUGCCGCCGAUAAGACUUGAUUUGAGCGAGUAGUGCGCGAGCGUGUGAAGGAGAGCGAGAGUGUUUCAUUUGUGUGACUGGUCCAGGUAGAUAAACAGAGCGCGAAAGGAGUGAUAUCAGUGUUUCCUAUUGUUUUAAUGUUAUUUUGAAGUUUAAUCAAAUAGAUAAUUUAUUCGAUUCGAGGACGUUCGUCUCAUCCGGUCUCAUCCACCUUUAUAAAAACGUAAGUCAAUCCAGGUCGAACUCUGUAUGUAGAUGUGAUUUCCUUCUCCCUUGCAAUGUAAGAACCUUGUAAUCUAUGUAAAAUAUAAACUAAAAAACACGAAUCGAGAGACUAAUUAUACUGAAGCGUUGAUGCUUGUUAAGUUCCCUUAUCUGUAAAUAGUUGCCGUUGAAAAACCGAAGGAAAAAAUCUUUGAAAAACCCCACUCCGAUAGUAGCUAAUCCUCUCAUGUAUUUCGGCAAAACAAAAACAAACAAAAAAACUUAGCUAAAGAUGGCAGCACAAGCGAAAUCUUAAUUAACGCGAUGACAUCGUGCAGGCAAAAUGCCGAGAUGAUGAUGGAAAACAAUAACAAAGCAAGCAAGGUUGCGCGCUCGACGCGAACGCGAAAGACAGAGACGCAAAGCAUGGCAAUAUUUGAUUUAAUUAACGGGGGCCCCCCGUCGAGGGCAGAAGUAACUGUUGUAAAUAAGAGUUAAUAAAUUAGUUGGUUUGCCCAGCGCUUGCGAAAUUUGUCCCUCCGGGUCCGUUUUACCCACUUGACCCACUUCGGUCGGUAGUCGGAAUUCUGUGAAUCCGUGAAAGGGGCGACACGACUGCCGGCAAGUGUAAUAUUUCUUUCUGUUCUGCCAAAUCUCUACCACCACCACCUCCCUCCCCCGCGUUCACUGCCUCCGUGCGGUUUGAGGUUAUGUGAAUCUUGGUGCGCUGAGAGACAGCAACCAGAAGCUGCUUCUCAAUCGCUGCCCCAGGCCCCGCGUCUCCCACAGUGGAACGGCAAUAAAGAAAAGAGUAUUAAUUGAAAAAUGAAAUGUUAAAUAAUGUUUCCUAUAGUGUAAUUAAAAGAGCAACGCGCAAAAGUGUAGUUUAAUUAACAGUGAUUACUUCUGCGCGGUCUGUGAAAAUCAUGCUUUGUGAAAUGAAUGAACGGAUGAAUGGGGGAGCCGCGUUUAGCGGUCGGGGUCGGACAGAGAAGAUGCGCGACGGUAGACGGAAAGUAUCGGGAAUUAAUAUCGAAACUCUUGAAGCAGCUGAAGAAUUGUAAAUAUAUAUUUGGAUUGAAAAAAAUUAUUAAAAUUAAAUCCUCCUCAUCCCCUCAUUCGCUGUGAAGGCAGCGGCAAAGUAUGACUUAACACUAGCAAAGUACUAUACAAAUUUAAUUAAGUGGACAGAAUUAAGCUACUGUCAUUGUACUAACUCUAGGCAGACAGCAACGAAAAUGUACUGUACUAAAAGGAAAGUAUCAAACAAACUCGAGUGAAGCAUCACUCAUAAGAUGAAAAAAUAUAAAGCUUAUAAAUCAAAUGAAAA
Malaya genurostris is the source of this 3556-nucleotide messenger RNA. Its product is annotated as homeobox protein B-H1-like. Gene Ontology annotation, molecular function: DNA binding; DNA-binding transcription factor activity, RNA polymerase II-specific. The coding region runs from base 687 to 1871 and encodes 394 amino acids. The transcript is spliced from 3 exons. The record is from RefSeq and is a predicted model, not a curated record. Gene Ontology annotation, biological process: regulation of DNA-templated transcription. Lineage: Eukaryota; Metazoa; Arthropoda; Insecta; Diptera; Culicidae.